This is a messenger RNA of Neltuma alba, 2190 nucleotides long. RefSeq names its product protein trichome birefringence-like 6. Gene Ontology annotation, molecular function: O-acetyltransferase activity. Gene Ontology annotation, cellular component: Golgi apparatus. The coding region runs from base 471 to 2048 and encodes 525 amino acids. Lineage: Eukaryota; Viridiplantae; Streptophyta; Magnoliopsida; Fabales; Fabaceae. The transcript is spliced from 5 exons. The record is from RefSeq and is a predicted model, not a curated record.
GUUCUUGAGAGCUGAUCGGAAUUGAACCCCGGAAAAACCCGUCUGUGGUUUUCUCGUUCUGGUUUUUGCUCUCUGAUGUGAAUGUGAUUAUCCAGGGAUUCUUAGCCGAAAUAUAAUAAAUUUUGUUUGAGAGCAGAUUGGCCUCGUGGAUAGCUGUCCAGAGAUGUUCUUCUCAUCAGGUGGCCAAAUAUGCAAAUAUCCUUCCGUUGCCGCUACAGGGAGAGAGAAUCCUUUCCCUCCCUAUUUCCGGAUUCUUCUACCUGCUCGCCCCUCCCAUUUUUAUUUUUAUUUUAUUUCUAAUACUGUCCUCCGUCACACUCUGUCCGCCUUAUCUACUGUCUCUACGCUGUUGCCUGGAUUUUUUUUCUUCCUCCAAUAUCAAAUCCUGCGUUAACCCGUGACAAAACCAUAUGCGAACCACAUUACAUCAAUUAUCUGCCUUUGUUUUCUAUUAGAGUAUAGCUUCGUCUAUGGAGAGGCAGAGAAGCUUCUCCUUCAAACCCACUAGGCUUCUGGUUUUCUCGUUCACAAUCUGUUCCUCUGUCGUCUUCCUUACUACUUUCGCGUUUUGGGUCAAAAAGUUCUCACCUUCAGUCCACCAGCAGACUCAUGUUCAGUUCAACAGAUCUCUCAGUGGCGGUGACGGACCUUUGAGCCUUCAGAACUCGACUGGUUUUACUAGAAACUUUACGGUAGAUGGUGUAAAAAUCCCUGCUUUGAUUGAAAAUCGUCGUGGUCGGUCCGAUAACUUUUCUAAUGGUGACAGUUAUUCCGGGUCAAAUUCUUCUGUGCCGGAAUUUGGAGGACAUGAAGCUCGUGCUUCGGUUACUAAUUUCACGCCAAUGCAAGAUGUCGUUGCGGAUGAAUCUCUAUCUGGGGUGGUUAGAGAUAAACAGGGGAAUACAAUUCUUGGUUUAGAUGAGAGAACUGAUGGCAACAGGAAAGAAGAGUUUAUUACAGCAGCUUCGUUCAAGAAGAUUGAAGUUCUGGCCGGGAAGAAGAUUGGGCAGAAAACAGUCAAAGGCUGUGAUUUAACAAAAGGGAGUUGGGUUUUUGAUGAAAGCUAUCCUCUGUACACGAAAGAUUCAUGUCCUUUCAUAGACGAGGGUUUCGAUUGCUUGGGAAACGGAAGAUUAGAUAGCGACUACUUAAAGUGGAGAUGGCAACCGCAAGACUGUGAUCUUCCAAGGUUCAAUGCAACAAAAAUGCUGGAGUUGAUAAGAGGGAAAAGAUUAGUGUUUGUGGGGGAUUCGAUUAAUCGGAACCAAUGGGAAUCACUGCUGUGCAUGUUAACUGGUGCUAUCAGAGAUCCGAAGAGAGUGUACGAGACCCGUGGGCGAAAGAUUACCAAAGAGAAGGGAAAUUAUAGUUUCAGGUUUCUGGAUUACCAAUGCACAGUUGAAUUUUAUGUGUCUCAUUUCUUAGUCCACGAAAGCAAGGCAAGAAUAGGGCAGAAACGGAGACCAACCUUGCGAAUUGACGCCAUUGAUCGCGGUUCCUCAAGAUGGAGAGGAGCUGAUAUCUUGGUUUUUAAUACUGCACAUUGGUGGUCACACUACAAAACAAAAGCCGGGAUUAAUUACUAUCAGGAAGGAAGCCUAGUUCAUCCGCAGCUAAAUGUGUCAACAGCUUUCAGGAAAGCUUUGACGACUUGGUCUUCAUGGGUUGACAAGCACAUCAAUGCCAGAAAAACCCGAGUUCUCUUUCGAAGCUCAGCACCUUCUCAUUUCAGGGGAGGUCAAUGGAACACGGGAGGGCAUUGUAAGGAAGCGACAAGUCCGCUGAAUGAAACCUUAAGCACAGCUGAACCGGAGAAGAACAGAAUCGUGGAAGAGGUGUUGAAGCAGAUGAAAACUGGGGUGACAUUGUUGGAUAUAACAAGGUUGUCAGGGUAUAGAAUAGAUGGGCAUCCAUCUAUAUAUGGAUGGAAAUCAGGCAAGAACAGUAAAUCUCAGAGAAUACAAGAUUGUAGCCAUUGGUGCCUUCCCGGGGUUCCAGAUACGUGGAAUGAGCUCCUAUUCUAUCAUGUGCACGCUACAUCAAAAUGAGCCGUGCAAGACGGUCGCACCCCCUCAAUUUAUUUAUUUAUUUAUUUUUUCAGAUGUUUAUUUGUACAAUCCACCUCUAAUUUAGACACCUAUCUUCAUUUGACUUUGGGCUUCUUUUUGGCAUAAGUGCGCCUUAUUUCUA